This is a messenger RNA of Lolium rigidum, 1430 nucleotides long. RefSeq names its product DNA repair protein recA homolog 2, mitochondrial-like. The coding region runs from base 40 to 1092 and encodes 350 amino acids. Gene Ontology annotation, biological process: DNA repair. Gene Ontology annotation, molecular function: ATP binding; single-stranded DNA binding; ATP hydrolysis activity. Lineage: Eukaryota; Viridiplantae; Streptophyta; Magnoliopsida; Poales; Poaceae. The record is from RefSeq and is a predicted model, not a curated record. The transcript is spliced from 7 exons.
AGCGAUGCAUACCAUCGGCUCUGGUCACGAGGCUGUCUCAUGUCAACCACAGUUGAUAUGCAGUUAGACUACGAAAGUGAUCCCCCACCAGAUGAUGCAAAAACUUUUGAGAAAGAGUCAACACUGAAUGGUGCCGUCUCUCAACUUGCAAGUGAUUUUGAUAGAGAUUCAAAUCUCACUUUGGAGCGCUUCUCCCGGACAAGGCGUGCAUCUGUCAUUUCAACCGGUUCACUUAAGCUUGAUCUUGCUCUUGGCGUUGGAGGAUUACCAAAGGGUAGAAUGGUUGAAAUAUUUGGGAAAGAGUCAUCUGGAAAGACAACACUUGCACUUCAUGUUGUGAAGGAAGCCCAGAAGAAUGGAGGUUAUUGUGCUUAUAUUGAUGCAGAAAAUGCUUUCAACACUUCAGUUGCAGAAGCAAUUGGUGUGGACAUUGAUAAACUCCUAAUAGCUCAACCUGAUUCUGCUGAAAACUCCUUAAGCAUAGUGAACACUCUUGUUGGUGGAUCCAUUGAUGUUGUUGUCGUGGAUAGUGUGGCAGCACUUCUUCCCAAAUGUGAACUUGAAGGUGAAAUACACAUGAAAUUUGCAGACCUACAAUCCCGUUUAAUGACUCGGGCACUUCGAAAAAUUCAAUACACAUUAAGUCGCUCAGAAACACUUAUUAUUUUUGUGAAUCAGGUUAGAACAAGGCGGGAUCCAGUUUCUGGUCUCUACAAGGAGACGACCUGUGGUGGCAAUGCAUUAGGGUUCUAUUCAGCAGUCAGAAUGCGGACUUCGAGAAGGAAACUGCGCUAUAGCGAAGACCAGGCUACUGGCAUCGGUAUAUCAGUUGAGAUCAUCAAGAACAAACUAGCUCCAGCAAUUCUGAAGGAAGCUGGGAUCGACAUCAGGUUUGGUAGGGGAAUCUGCUAUGAAUCAGAGAUUCUGGAGAUGGCUUCUUCCCAUGGAGUUAUUGUGAAGGAAGGGUGUGGGUAUUGGAUCAACGGCAAGUUACUGCCUGACAAGGGAGAAGCGGAGAAGUUCCUGCUUGAGAAUGAUGCCGUGGCAGAUGACAUCUGCAGUACCAUGAGAAGCGAACUCUUUGAAAGGUGACAAACGAAGGCCACUGGAAAUUGGACGUCCAAAUUUUUUCUCCUCGCCAAAUUGACACAAUGUAAAUAUUCAAAAUCCCAGGAAUAUUGUGUGUAGUCUGAUUUUAUUGCCCGAUUUAUUAUUUAUCUGGUGAAGUGAGGAUGAGGGAUGCAUGGCCAAUUAGGGCUGAUUGCCACCAUCAGCCUGAUAGGUACUGUGAUACCACAAGGUGUAGAUUUCUGCCCUCUGGAAUUGUACUGUGACCACCGUAGUUGUUGUAUCAUGUGCUACUAGGGUACUUCCUGUGUAACUUCUAGGGUGCUAACACCAGAAAGAUGAAUAGAAUGCAUAUGCAAGGA